Messenger RNA from Nasonia vitripennis (jewel wasp), 2075 nucleotides. It is a transcript of the gene HemK2, whose product is annotated as methyltransferase N6AMT1. The transcript has 3 exons. Lineage: Eukaryota; Metazoa; Arthropoda; Insecta; Hymenoptera; Pteromalidae. Gene Ontology annotation, cellular component: eRF1 methyltransferase complex. Bases 904 to 1551 code for a protein of 215 amino acids. Gene Ontology annotation, molecular function: protein methyltransferase activity; S-adenosylmethionine-dependent methyltransferase activity; nucleic acid binding. Gene Ontology annotation, biological process: methylation. The record is from RefSeq and is a predicted model, not a curated record.
AGAUCUAUGCAAUUUCGGAUCGUCGGUGUGAUUUAUAGGUUUUAUCAAGCAGAAGUCACAGUUGGAAGGACGCGUCGAAUAACCAAUCCGAUCCAGCGAGAGAGAGAGAUAGCAUGUACUGCAAUAGCAGCUAUCCCUCUCUUUACCUAGUCAUGCGUCCGGCCAUAAGGUUGCUCCUCCAGUCUCCACUAGUAUAUGCUCGAAGCUCUCUCCGCCCAGUGUAUAUAAAACCACUUGAUAACAUUGAUGUUUUGAGGUUAGUUUUUAUCUUGCAAAUUUGUCUUUAAUUUUUGAAGAUUUCUUGAUAAUUCUUUAAAAUGGAAGUCGAUACCGCGAGUGAUAAUACAUCAUUAGAUGACAAAACCGAAGAUUACUGCGAAAAUCCCACUAGGGAUGCACUCACAGAAGGAAUUAUGAGUUUGUUAAAACCAACUGUAGAUCAACUUGAUGAAAGGAUUCGGGCUACUAGCCUUGUUCUACAGAAUUAGCCAAAUCGAGCUUCGACAGCAGAUAGACUCUCUGACUGAGGAGCUUCUCAAAAUCAAUGAAUCUCUACAAUGUCCACUGGAAUUAGAUGCAUAUGUGACAAAGCUAGUGAAUGCAAAAAGAAAAGUCAUAGUGGUUAGUAAUAUUCUACAAAAAACUCAGGAGAGAUUGAACAAAAUUCAUCAGGCAGUAGAAAAGGAAACAAAUAAACGUAAGGCUUUAUUGGACCGUAGUUCUAUGUAUCACAGUGCAACAAUAAAACCAGAGACAGAUGAAUUAUUUCCUGCAAUUUCAAGUACUUCAGGAACACCUCAGUGAACAAUGAUAAAGUGAAACUGCCAAACUGUAAAUGGUUUUAAGUUAGAAUUAUUAUUAAUUUAUAAUUAUUUUAUUGUUGUAAAAGAAAUAUCUGUAAAUAUGGAGACACCAAUUGUUAAUUUGACAGAUGCGGACUUAGAAAGUGUUUAUGAACCAUCUGAAGAUUCAUUUUUAGUUAUCGAUGCACUAGAAAUGGAUCUUCAACAGUUUGAGUCCAGCAAACCAGCGAUGUGCUUAGAGAUUGGUAUUGGAUCAGGUGUUGUUAUCACUGCUUUAGCAAUGGCAUUGCAAAAAUAUUGCUUUUCCUAUUUUCUUGGCAUUGAUAUUAAUCCUCAGGCUUGUAAAGUUACUCGAAAGACAUGCGCGAUAAACAAAGUCGAUAUUGAAACUGUUCAAAUGGAUCUGUUGAGUAGCAUGUGCAGGAAAAAUAUUUUCGAUAUUAUUAUAUUUAAUCCACCAUAUGUUGUGACAGAGCCAUUAGAGGUUCUCGACGAUAGGUUCAUAAGUAAAACAUGGGCAGGUGGUCACAAAGGUAGACAAGUAAUGGACAGAUUGUUUCCAUUAAUUCCUCAACUGCUAUCUGAAAAUGGUCUAUUUUAUCUACUUGUUAUCAAAGAAAAUGAACCUCAUGAUAUCAUACAGCUGUUUGAAUCUUUAAAUAUGACUGGUACGAUAGUGGCUGAGAGAAAAAUAAGAGGCGAGCAUUUGCAUGUUUUGCGAUUUAAAAGAAAAAGAGCUCUUGAAUAAAAAGCAAUAAAAUGAUAGCAGCAUGCAAGUUAGAUAGAGGGACCAAAGUGCGUUUAUCAUUCUCACAAACAAAAAACUUGCCUAACAGCGUAUAUAAGUUAAUGUACCGUACUAGAUAUUUCUAUUUAAAUAAAUCACGUAUGGCUUUAUAAAAUAUUCAUUUUAAAUGCUGUAUCAAUGUUGUAAACAAUUUCGUACGUCGAUCAGCAUUUUGUAAAUAAGUAUCUUUCUGAAUUUAUUUCGAAUUUGUAUAUUCAAAGACAUUUUUGCACGAAUCAUUGGAUUUAUUUAAAGAUAGUUGUUAUUGUGAUAGUUUCUUGAAAAAGUCAGCUUUCAAUUGACUUUUACACCGCUUUAAACGCUACUCGCAAAUUUUCAAUUAUUGAAAAUUACAUUGUAUCAGUAAAAGCUAGCAAGAAAUCAUAAAGCAAUUCGAAUUAUGAAAUAAAUCACGAAAAUUGUGUACUCAUGCAAUGUAGUACUGUUGUUGCUUGGUUUAAUAAUAAACGAUUGCCGAGCACAUA